Mytilus trossulus (common blue mussel) is the source of this 1088-nucleotide messenger RNA. Its product is annotated as L-threonine ammonia-lyase-like. Gene Ontology annotation, biological process: L-serine catabolic process; L-threonine catabolic process. Bases 88 to 1074 code for a protein of 328 amino acids. The transcript has 8 exons. Gene Ontology annotation, molecular function: L-serine ammonia-lyase activity; threonine deaminase activity. Lineage: Eukaryota; Metazoa; Mollusca; Bivalvia; Mytilida; Mytilidae. The record is from RefSeq and is a predicted model, not a curated record.
UAGGACAAGUAGUUUUAUCUGGUUAAAAAUAAAAUGGUGGAAUUGCACCUUUAAAUUCAGCAAAAGUAAACACAAAAGAGGAGAACAAUGAACGUUUGUUAUCCACAAUUGAUAUUAGAAGCCACAAAGCGGAUUAAACCACACAUAUGGAAGACGCCUCUUAUUUAUUCAUCUUAUUUAAGUGAUACUGUUAAAAAGACAAACGUGUACAUCAAACUAGAAAGCGAACAGCUGACUGGUUCAUUCAAGGUUCGUGGCGCAUUUAACAAACUUUUACAACUUUUGGAGACUAAUCCUGAGAUAAGAAAGACCGGAGUAUAUACUGCAUCAUCUGGAAAUCAUGGUUUAGCAUGUUUACAAGCGUCAAAGGUUUUAGACGUUCCUCUGACUAUAUAUUGUCAAGAAGGGGUUGAUCCUGGCAAGAAGGAUUUUCUAUUACACGAAGGAGCCAGAUUGGUCUUGCAUGGUCAUGAUUGUGUAGAAGCAGAACUCAAGGCAAGGUCAGAUGCUGAGACUCAUGGUACAACUUACGUAUCUCCGUACAAUGACCCUACAGUAGUAGCAGGGCAAGGAAGUAUAAGCGUAGAAAUUUUCGAACAGCUGCCUGAGGUUGACGCCGUUUUAGUUCCAGUCGGAGGAGGUGGGCUGAUUGCUGGAAUAGCCAGAUAUAUAAAACAAGUUAAACCCUCUACGAAAGUGUAUGGUUGUCAGCCGAAAAAUUCAAAGGUAAUGUUCGAGUCCGUGAAAGCCAACAAAGUAAUAUUUGAGGAAUCUUUUCCAACAUUAUCAGACGCUACAGCGGGCGGAUUAGAAGAAUCGACGGUAACAUUUGAGUUAUGUCGAGAUUUUGUAGAUGAAUGGAUAAUGGUUGAAGAAGAUGAUAUAGCUAAAGCUAUGAUGCUUAUGGUAGAAAAACACCACAAGAUUGUGGAAGGUGCGGCAGGAGUAUCCAUCGGAGCUUAUAUGACAAAUAUGGAAAAGUUUUCUGGACAAAAUGUUGUCAUCAUUUCAUGUGGGGGGAAUUUAAGUCUUUCCAUCUUGAAUGAUAUUGUAUCUAAAUAUAAAAGUAAAUAAAAGAUUAGAUUUUA